GGCGCGGCGGCGGCGGCGCCUUCGCCCUGCCGGCGCCGGUGCGGGCGCCGGUUCGCGGGCGGCGAUGCGCGGCGGGCGAGCGGCGGCGGGGGGACGGGCCCUCCCCCCGGCCCCGCGGCUCGGCGGCGGCGGCGGGUGACGACGGCUCGGCGGCAGCGGCGGCGGCGGCGGCGAUGGGGUGCCUGCAGAGCGUGGCCUGCAAGGCGCGGGUGCGUCGGGAGCAGAUCGUGGUGUCGGACGUGUCGGCCACUAUCGAGCCGGCGGCCACCGCCAUCGAGGAGAGCUCGCCAGUGGUGCUGCGGUACCGCACGCCCUACUUCCGCGCCUCGGCCCGCGUCCUCAUGCCGCCCAUUGCCCGGCGGCACACCUGGGUGGUGGGCUGGAUCCAGGCCUGCAACCACAUGGAGUUCUACAACACCUACAGCGACCUCGGCGUGUCAAGCUGGGAGCUGCCCGACCUGCGAGAAGGAAGAGUAAAAGCCAUCAGCGAUUCAGAUGGCGUGAGCUACCCCUGGUAUGGAAACACCACAGAAACUGUGACCCUGGUCGGGCCCACUAAUAAGAUCUCCAGGUUCUCAGUGAGCAUGAAUGACAAUUUCUACCCCAGCGUGACGUGGGCUGUCCCUGUGAGCAACAGUAAUGUGCCGCUGCUGACCAGGAUUAAAAGGGACCAGAGCUUUACCACGUGGCUGGUGGCCAUGAACACCACCACCAAGGAAAAGAUCAUCUUGCAGACUAUAAAGUGGAGGAUGCGAGUGGACAUUGAGGUCGAUCCCAUGCAGCUGCUGGGGCAGCGGGCACGGCUGGUGGGAAGGACUCAGCAGGAACAGCCCCGGAUCCUCAGCAGGAUGGAGCCCAUCCCACCAAACGCACUAGUGAAACCCAACGCCAACGAUGCCCAAGUCCUCAUGUGGAGACCCAAGCGAGGCCAGCCUAUAGUCGUGAUACCUCCCAAGUAGAGCAGCGCCGGGGCGUGCGUGUGAGGACCUGGGUGCUGCCGACCUGCGACAAACGAACGGGGUUUCUGAGCCAAAGCAGACCUCUUGGGUUCUUCUGCCUUUGUAGCCGUGGUUGGAAUCGUGGCUCGUCCUUAGUCAGAAAGAGAGCCUGGCCAGCGCGGAGGCGCAGAAGAAGGAUCGCUGAGCUGGAGGAUUUCCCGGGAAGUGGAAUCGAGUAUUUCUAGGGGCUUGUGGCUGGCAAAGAGGCUGUCUGACCUAAACGACUCGUCUUUCCUUGCAGGGCAAUGCAAGGAGCGUGAGUGCGAUUGAACCGUGCCUGUGGCAAAUGCUGCUUUCCACCCAACUGGAGGUAGAAGCGGAGACCGUGCCUGCUGGACGCAGAGGGUCCUGUGAUGUCCCUUCCCGCCGGGGUGCGGGUGUCCCCGCAGUGUCUAUACCUAUGCAUUUUGGAUUGAUAAUCGACCCCUCGCCCUGUCCGCUGGGACUGGGUGGGAGGGCCUGGGAGCGGAGUGGGAGCUGGCAGCACCGGGGUGCUGAUCCGGAGCCCAGCACUGGCUGUCACCGCUGCCUGGGAGGAUUUUCCGCAGCCGAGGGGAAGCGGGAUGUUUUGCAUGCAUCUGGGUGUGUUUGGAGUAGUUGUGAGUGUAGGAGAUGCCAUAGCUCUUUUCCGUCUUGGAGUGAGAUCUAAGGGCAGGUUAGAUGUCCUUUUGUUUUAAGGUGCACUAAAUCUUUGCAGUUCUUCAAUCUUCCUCUCCCCAAAAUCCUACCGGCCCUUCCUUCAUGGAAGCAAAACCGAUUCUCAGCCAAGCGAGAAAUUGAGAGCCCGUUCACCCAGCCCAGGGUGAGCAGGUGCUCGCUGACCGUGGGUUACCCAAACCAGCCUGGAGGUACCCUGGGACUCGCACGCACUGCAGACCCAAGUCCCUUGUGAAAAGUUGGGUGCUUCCUCAUUUUCCACGCAAAUGCUGGCUUAUGUGGAGACCCUCCUCCUCCUCAGCCACCCUGGGAGCAGGGUAGAUACAGGCGAGGGUGCUGGCAGGGAGGGGAUGGCGUGCCUUGUUGUAACUCCCCAGGCUUUGCAGGGAUGGGGGUCUCCUCUGCGUGGGUCGGAGGCAGGGAUGUGAGCAGAGGCUGCGCAGGGCAGGCAUGGGUUUGCCUGGGAAGGAGGAGGCGAGCGCGCUGCUUGGGUGCUGCUUCCUGCUACCACAGGUGCUUGGGGGAUAACGGGGUUUUAUUUGCCUUUCUCCUUGCCCUUGGCUCUCCUUGCCCCCAAGCUCUCUUGGCUGCCUGGAUCGCUAGCAUCGUCUGGUCCAUGGGGUGGUGCUGGUGCUGUGGCCUGUGACCUGCGAUUCCCGACGUUUCGCCCUGGCGUUGCAGCAGAGGUGAAAGCCGUGGCUGCGCUGCCAGCGCCCCAGGCCCCGUCGCUCCUGGGUAGAUCGUUACGGCUUUUGCUGCUUUCUCUGCUCUGUCCUCCGCCCCAGCGCAAGCUCUGCGGCUCCCCCCUCUCAGGCCCCUGCCUUCGUGCCACGGCAGUUUUGUGCUGCCCGGGGACUGUGGGUGAUUCCUGCUGGGAGGGUCUCAUCUUCUGUCCCACUGCCAGGAGAUCCUGGGAAGAGCUGUCGUGUUCGGCACUUCGGUGCAAAGCCUUUCCUGCGGCAUUGGCAGCGUUGCCCUUAGCCUGGCUGUCGGGAUGACCAGCCCAGUGCUGCUUUGCUCCCCUGAGUGUGCCGGCACGUCCCCGUGGCAUCGCUCCUCAGCGUGGCCGAGCUCCUGCAAAGCUUCUGCCACGGCUUGUGCUUUUCCAGGGCGGGAUGUGCACCCCCGUCCUCAGUGGCAAAGGGGCCCCCCAGGCAUCUUAGACCAAAAAUCCCUGUGAAAUCCCCAUGCUACUUAUUCUCAGUAGUGUCUGCUGCUGAUUCGAUUAUUUGAUUUUUUUUCUUUUGGGAGCAUUGCAUUUUGAUGCCUCGACGCACACUUCCCCGUGCUGGGGCCGGCGGUCCUGCUCCUCCCGCUUGGCCUCACGGGUAGGCUGGGAACCUGCUGCUUUCAGUGCCUACGUCUGGGUUUUGCUGGGGGCUACAGCCUCGUGGGAAAGGUUUGGAGGGAGAAGGGGCUCUGAGCUUUGGUUUGCUGCGUUUUCUGGAGCAAAGCUUUUACUGGGAGCUGGCUGGCACGGGAAGAUGUCCCACUCUUGUGAGACUCUGCCCAUGGUUUUGUCCUGGUUCGUGAUCGACGGCAGCUUUUGCCAUCACUGGUGUUUCAUUGUUCAAAAAGCCUUUGGAAGGGAGUUAGAAACUUUAAAUACAAUUUUCCUUAAGAUUUGGGGAAAGGAAGAGGGGUAAGUACCUUUUGGUUUGAAAUAAGGCAGAUGAUGCAUAUUUUUGACCCAGUGGGACAGAAAUGUCUCUGGCAGCACUAGAACUAAAAAUCCAGAGGAAGGGGUUCCCCAACAAAACGGGUUGCCCCGUAGUGGGCUCCUGGCUGGGAGAGGAUGCUGCAUCCAGAGCGGCUGUGUGAGCCAGCUCCCCAAAACCUGCAGGGAAGGGCCGGGGAUAUGCUCGGGGACUGCGUGCCGGCUGUCAGCCUGGGGAGCUGCCAUGGCACUGCCGUGGUGCCAGCCGGCUGGGAGAGCGGGGACGCUGGUGCAGGGAUGCUGUUAAAUUCAUUGCCGUCUUUUGGGAUGUGCUGGCCAGCCAGAGCCUCAGCACAUCGUCUGCCGAGACAACAGUGGCCGCCGUUUCUGUGCGUGUGUGUCUGCAGCUUCUCUGGCUCGGUGCUGCCUGGUGCCGGUGUUGGGCUCGGUGCCUGGCCGCAGCCGUGUGCCUGAGCUCCCAGGGCUGCCCCAGCCUGCAGGCAGGCUCUGGCUGAGCCCUAGGGCCAUGCCCGUGUUCACCCCUUCGGGCUUCUGCCAGGCUUCCGUGCCCGCUCCUUCUCUGAUGGCUGGAUUUGAUGCACUUAACUCAGUUUGAUGCAUGGGUUUUCUUUGUGGGCAUUUCUCCACUUUUAAAAAAAAAAAAAAAAAAAAGGUUUGCAAAAAUUGUUUGCAAAAAAACUUGCAAACAAUGUUUGCAAAAAUUUGCAGGCGUUUUGCAAAAGGUGUGUGUUCACUCUCGGAUGGAGGUGCUGGAUGAGCAUCUCCCUGAGUUCAGUAGCAGUGACCGGUGGAGCCUGGGUGCGGGGCUCGCGAUGCUCGAGGGAAGGGAGGGAGACAGACAGAUGGUGUGUGAGAGCUCCCACGUGUGAGACCAGGUUCAGCUCAUGUCCCUGUGGCCCUCAGCCAUAUUGAUGGGGAACCUGAGUGGGAGCCCUUCCUCAUGCCCCCCUUUUGUAUUAGCACCCCGUUAUCUCAGGGAGGGGCGGGUCACAGAAUUGCCCACCUGUGUGCUUCCCCCGUGCCCUGAGCCUCGGGGUGCCCCUUCCCCUCUGUCCCCAUCCUCGGGUCACUUAUUUAUUUAUUUAUUAACUAUUAUUUAUUUAAGGUUUAUUUAAGUUAUUUAUUGGUAUUUAUUGAUGGCUGGAAGUUGGGGGGUCAUUUCUGCUGCAUGACAGGGGCAGCUGGGUCCCCCCCCACCCAGCCCCCUGUGUUUCGGGGUGCUGCCCUGUGUUCGGGAGCAUCACUGGGGAGGGAUGCUCACGGCACCCGCGCUCCCAUCCCCUUUCGGAGCCGGGUGGGGGAGAAAGGAAGGGGAAUCACAUUGGUGCCCGCAGGGAGGACACCCCAUGCUCAUCCCCUUCCUGCAGAAGCUCGAAGCCCCUGUGCCCCCUCCCCAGGCGCUGUGCUCCCUCUCGUGCCCAUCCGUAUUUAUUGACUGAGUCUCCCGGCAUUUCUCCGUUCGGCUCCUGCUGGAUUUGCUGUUGCCAAUUCCCGGAGAUGGUGAGAAAAGCCAGGACGUGUGGGUGUUGCUAUGGAGAAAAGACCAAACCAGGUAUUCUGCUGCCGCAUGGGGAAAAUCGGAAGGAGGAGAAGAGGAAAGCUGGUUUUGCAGAGUGCCUUAAACACAAAUGACUUUACUGAGUAGGGGGCUCGGACUUCUGUCUCUGGAUGUUACUACCAACUCGAACAAAUGUUGCAUUUCACUUCUCUGGGAUUAAAAGAAAACCACUCGAGCUGUACUGGAACCAAACCCUGUGUUUGCUUGAGUCCGUCUUGCUCGUUUGCAUCUGUGGGGCCAUGGCGGAGCAGGCAGUAAUAUUAAUAUAUUAAUAUAAAUCCUUUUCUUUUGGUAAUGAAAGAGGGGAGUUCUCUGAAAUGCAGCCAUGUUUAGGGAAGGAUGUCCUCAGCAGGGUGGCCUGGCCUGCAUGCCGGGGUGAAGGAGGACAGUGAUGGGUGGCAGGAGCUGGCAGAUCUGGGUAUUGUCCGAGGACUGACAGGCCACAUCCCAGGCGGGUGUGGGUGCUGCCCCAGGAUUAGGGUCCACAGGAUGCUGGAGGGUAUCUCAUUGCAUCCAGCAUGUUGCUUGCCAUGAGUAUCGACCCGCCUAGUCCCCACUUGCUGUGGGGUACGUUUGUGCCCUGAGUCAGCAAAUUUCUAACACCUGCUCGUUUUGAGUGUUGCUGAUUGCACCGGGCACGGAGAGAUGCUGGCAGGAGCAAUAUGGCUGCCUUGGGCCCCGCUGCCUUGUCCGACAUGAUUUGCCCUUAAACAACUUGUGUUUCC
Molecule: messenger RNA, 5616 nt
Organism: Grus americana (Whooping crane)
Lineage: Eukaryota; Metazoa; Chordata; Aves; Gruiformes; Gruidae
Gene: FAM78B
Product: family with sequence similarity 78 member B
Exons: 2
Coding region: 174-959 (261 amino acids)
Source: RefSeq, a predicted model, not a curated record